Messenger RNA from Schistosoma mattheei, 399 nucleotides. The record is from the annotation of a GenBank genome assembly. NCBI's taxonomy places the organism in Eukaryota, Metazoa, Platyhelminthes, Trematoda, Strigeidida, Schistosomatidae.
AUGCUUCGUCGGUUGGAAAAACGGAUUCUAGUUGACUUACCAAAUAAAGAGGCAAGAAUACAUAUGUUUGAAUCCUUUCUUCCACCAGUUAUUGGACAAGGUACAUCAGGUGGAUUACAAUUAAAAUGUUAUUUAGAUUAUGAUGUAGCUGCGGAAUUAACUGAAGGUUACUCGGGCUCAGAUAUACGUCUAGUGUGUAAAGAAGCAGCUAUGCGUGUUGUUAGGAAAAUAUUUGAUAUUUUAGAAAAUUCUUCUAUUGAAAAUUUACCUCAAACACAAAUUCAUUUUGAUCCAAUUACUACAGAUGAUGUUAAAGCGGCUAUAUCAUCUACAAUGCCAUCAGCUAGACAAUUAGCAGGAAAAUAUUUAGAAUGGCAACAACAAUUUGGUUCUUCUUAA